Messenger RNA from Menidia menidia (Atlantic silverside), 1374 nucleotides. Lineage: Eukaryota; Metazoa; Chordata; Actinopteri; Atheriniformes; Atherinopsidae. The record is from the annotation of a GenBank genome assembly.
CUGAGUGAUAGAUGUGCCUGUCUGACUUCACUUUCUCAGGGUUCCGGAUUUCACGCAUCACGGCGACAGAAGUAUGGCAACGUUUUCAAGACGCAUCUUCUGGGCCGCCCUCUGAUUCGAGUGACAGGUGCUGAAAACGUACGUAAGGUUCUGAUGGGUGAACACACGUUGGUGACCGUGGACUGGCCUCAGAGCACCUCCACACUGCUGGGACCAAACUCGCUGGCUAACAGCAUCGGAGACAUCCACCGCAAGAGAAGAAAGGUGUUUGCCAAAGUGUUCAGCCAUGAGGCCUUGGAGUCCUACCUUCCUAAAAUCCAGCAGGUCAUCCAGGAGAGCCUCAGAGUGUGGAGCUCAAACCCUGAUCCCAUCAACGUCUACCGGGAGAGCCAGAGGCUGUCAUUCACAAUGGCUGUGAGGGUGCUGCUGGGUUUCAGGGUGUCCGAUGAGGAAAUGAGACAUUUGUUCUCAGCCUUCCAGGAUUUUGUAAACAACCUCUUCAGUCUGCCCAUAGACCUACCUUUUAGCGGCUACAGAAAGGGUAUCCGUGCACGAGACACCCUUCAGAAAAGCAUAGAGAAAGCCAUCAGGGAGAAGCCAAUGUGCUCACAAGGAAAGGACUACAGUGAUGCACUGGAUGUCCUGAUGGAGAGCGCUAAAGAGAAUGGCACAGAGCUCACCAUGCAGGAGCUAAAGGAAUCAACUAUCGAGCUGAUCUUUGCUGCUUUUGCCACCACCGCCAGUGCGAGCACCUCCCUCAUCAUGCAGCUCCUCCGCCACCCUACUGUCCUGGAACGUCUCAGAGAGGAGCUGAGAGCCAGGGGACUUCUCCACAAUGGCUGUCUCUGUCCUGAAGGAGAGCUUAGGUUGGACACUAUUGUCAGCCUGAAGUACCUUGACUGUGUCAUCAAGGAAGUGCUGCGACUAUUUACACCCGUUUCUGGUGCCUACCGAACUGCCAUGCAGACCUUUGAACUGGAUGGAGUACAGAUUCCAAAAGGCUGGAGUGUGAUGUACAGCAUUCGAGACACUCAUGACACAGCCGCAGUCUUCAAGGAUGUGGAAACCUUUGACCCCGACCGUUUCAGUCAGGAGAGGGGUGAAGACAAAGAGGGACGCUUCCACUACCUGCCCUUUGGUGGUGGUGUCAGGUCUUGUCUGGGAAAGCAGCUUGCCACUCUGUUUCUUCGCAUAUUGGCUAUUGAGCUGGCCAGCACCAGCCGCUUUGAGCUGGCCACUCGACAGUUCCCCCGAGUGGUCACAGUUCCAGUUGUUCACCCAGUCGAUGGGCUCAAGGUGAAGUUCUACGGCUUGGACUCCAACCAGAAUGAGAUCAUGGCUAAGUCAGAAGAGUUACUUGGGGCAACAGUUUGA